AUGCCGCAGCUGAUUUCUUAUUUACUGCCUCUGUCAUCUACAGGGUCAAAAGAUCCGGAAGGAUCUCAAUCCAGAGGAUUAUUCUUCAACGCCUUGCUGAAAUUAUCCAAUCAGCAAUUGCUGGAAUUGGCCAAAUCGUACUCUACAGACCGGAAAAGUGUCAAAGUGGUUGUCAAAAAUAAUCGCAUUGAAAGCAUCGAGCUUGAAAAUAAAGUGGUGUGUAAGUUAUCCAACUUGAAGGAGGCCAAUGUCGACCUUUAUGCUUCAAUUAAGCCCAAGAAAUCUUCUGACCCCUUCUUUAAGUGCGUCAGUAUCGGCAGGGUUGAUAGACGAUUGACUCCUAUGGAUUCCAAAAUCCAUAACGAAGGCAGUAUUAGCGAUGUCGAAAAGUUGAAUCUACAGUAUAAAGUGAUGGAAAAGGUUCUAGAAAGGGAUGUGCCAAGCAAGCUCUCUGAUUUAGUGACCAUGUUUAGGGGCGAAAACCGUGACACACUAAGAGGCAUUUACAAUAGAAUUAUAGGAAAAAAUGGCUUGAUACGACCUGAAUGUGUAAUGGACUUGAAGUCGCGCAGUCCGACGCCCGAGUUGAAUCGUUUGUUGGACAAUGCUGGAUAUAGUAAGUUCAACCCACUUCGAUUAAUGAUUUCUAGCGAUACCAGAGAGAUUACCGUUCCAAAAAAGGAAGAACGCACACAGCAAGAGCUUCAAAAAGAAGAUACUCAUGAGGAACUGGACUUGCAGCCCUUAAUACAGCCAGUUACAAUACUUCCACGGCGUUCUAGCAGAUCUAGACCUUUAACUCCACAACUGGUCCCGUAUCCACAGCUCAAACCGCUAAAGAAGAAAGGUUUUUCUCCUACUGGGCGUAAAGGGGCCACUGUCGCAAUCAGUGGAGCUGAUGCAAGAGGAAACAAGGAUACCAAUUUAGACAACAGUAAAGGUACUGUAUGUGCACGUAUCAAAGAAGAUGAAAAUCAGAACGAGGAUCAGGUCGAUGAUGAUGAUCCAGUUGAUAGUUCUAGCAGAAGAAAAAAAAGAAGAAGGUUUAGUAAUAGAAAAUUAUCGGACGAUUACUCGUCAUCGUCAACGUCUUCGUUGUCCAUGUCUGUCCAUAGAUCAGACAAAUCCUCACCGUUGAGCUCAUACUCAGAGAGUGAUGAGGAAGUAAUUGAGGAAAAGACUUUGCUUCGUCAUGCAAAUUCAAAGGAAGGUCUAGACGACAAUGACGAUGCCUCGAUUCGACAAUUGAUACUGAAAUUUCAGGACACUUAUCGCCAGUAUUACAAAAUGUACGAUGCAUUACGGAACGGUUCUGUUCAAGUACCAAUGCAAGAGACAAAUGAGAAAGUUAAGAAUCUAAUCAAACUGCAAAACAACCUUCAGCAAUGGAAGCACAAGCUUGAACGGAUAUUGCAAUAA
Molecule: messenger RNA, 1419 nt
Organism: Brettanomyces nanus
Lineage: Eukaryota; Fungi; Ascomycota; Pichiomycetes; Pichiales; Pichiaceae
Exons: 1
Coding region: 1-1419 (472 amino acids)
Source: RefSeq, a predicted model, not a curated record